AUGACUAUUAAAAUGAUAUGCUAUUUUGGUUGGAUAGUACUUGAUUUACGUAGAAUUCUCUGCGUAAUCUUUAUCGACAAUUACAUGAUAUCUAAAAUUAUACCUAUCUCCGUUAACUUAAUCUGGCUUUGUCACAAUGUUUUUAAAUUUGUGCUCAUUAAUUAUGUGUGCGAAACAGUUACCACCAAGGCAAAUAAUACAUCAGAAUUAUUAAGUAAAUUGUCAUAUUCCACUUAUAAUGUAGAAAUUCGUGAAAUCAUUUCACACUUUUUAUUACAAAUGAUUUAUGCACCACUUAAAUUUUGUGGAAUUGGAUUUUUCCAGUUUGGCUUCAAAUUUCUUCACAAGUUCAUCAUAUCUAUUGUGACCGUUUUAGUUAUAAUCUUACAAGCACAAGCAAAUAAUAUAACAUAA
Mycetomoellerius zeteki is the source of this 414-nucleotide messenger RNA. RefSeq lists its product as uncharacterized. Gene Ontology annotation, cellular component: membrane. The record is from RefSeq and is a predicted model, not a curated record. The transcript is spliced from 4 exons. The coding region runs from base 1 to 414 and encodes 137 amino acids. Gene Ontology annotation, biological process: sensory perception of taste. Lineage: Eukaryota; Metazoa; Arthropoda; Insecta; Hymenoptera; Formicidae.